Messenger RNA from Cheilinus undulatus (humphead wrasse), 567 nucleotides. RefSeq names its product somatostatin-1B-like. The coding region runs from base 164 to 496 and encodes 110 amino acids. Gene Ontology annotation, cellular component: extracellular region. NCBI's taxonomy places the organism in Eukaryota, Metazoa, Chordata, Actinopteri, Labriformes, Labridae. The transcript has 2 exons. The record is from RefSeq and is a predicted model, not a curated record. Gene Ontology annotation, molecular function: hormone activity. Gene Ontology annotation, biological process: regulation of cell migration.
UCCAAAUCUUUGUGACCAGCUGACACCAACAACUGCACUACACUUUCUCCAACUCCCUCCUCUCUCUCUCUCUCUCUCUCUCUCUCUUGCACACUUAUCUCUGGGUGAAGCUCCUGCUCCAGUGACUGUAGCUCCGGUCUGUCACCUGCUCUCCUGUCACAGCAUGCAGCUCCUGGUGGUCUUAGCAGCUCUCAUGGGGGUUCUGUGCAGCGUGAGGGCAGCGGCCGUGCUUCCUGUGGACGAUAGGAUCCCCAUCCAUGUGAACAGGGAGCUGAGCAAAGAGCGCAAAGAGCUGAUCCUGAAGCUGGUGUCAGGCUUGUUGGACGGAGCUCUGGACACCAACAUGCUGCCGGGGGAGGUGUCCCCCGUGGAUCUGGAGGAGCCACUGGAGUCACGUCUGGAGGAGAGGGCUGUCUACAACCGGUUAUCACUGCCCCAGCGUGACCGCAAAGCCCCAUGUAAAAAUUUCUUCUGGAAAACGUUCACCUCCUGCUAACAGAGCCCAAAAAUGAAAUAAAAAACAACCGGACCUGCCUGUCGAUUAUGCCUCCCCUCCCGGCUCCUCAU